AUGGUAGCGCGUCAAGACGAGACAAUAAGCAGUGGCCAUGCGGUUCUGCCCUGGCCGCCUGCGGCUGAUUGUCAUGCCAUACCCGAAAGUGCCCGUGUGGGACAACGCGGUAUUACCUGCCGUCAGUUCCAAGAGCUGACGCGGUUCAUCAAGCGUCUUUGUCGUACGGGGCUGUUACGGUAUACGAGUACCUAUAAUACUACCAAGGAGGGCGAACGAAUGCUCUGGACCGAGAUUACCAUGUUCCAUGUCUGUUACAAUGUCAUCAAACCGGUUAUGGAACACUUGGGACAAGAGUUGGCCUGGAGUACAUUGGUCAAUCAGGGCCGUGAGCAAAUGCCCAAGAUUUUCAUUAGCCACAGCUGGGAAGAGCACUUUGUGGACUUUUGUUCUACCUUUCAGCAUGUCAAACUGGAUCGCGGAUUGACUGCCACGGAUGUCGUGUGGAUCUGUACAUUUGCCAAUAAUCAGUUCCGGCUGGAUCUAGGAGCUCGUCUCAGCCAAUCUCCCUUUUAUGGAGCCCUGGAAUAUGUAAAUCAUGUGGCUUUGUUUUUGGAUCAUACAGCAUCGGCAUUGUCGAGAAGUUGGUGCAACUUUGAAUUGGCCAUUACCACGGACAAUCCUGAGAACCGGCAAAGAUGGAAGAUUCGAAAAGAGAUUGCCAAGGAACAAAACUGCACUGUCUUUCAAGUAGAUUGGUCGGAAGUGGACAUUCGAAUACUACAACUAGGCAGAAUGAACGAUUCAUCAAGACACCAACAAGAAGAAGAAGACGGCUCGGACAAUAAGAGUCAGCGUCAACUGCUCCUGGUUACACCCGCCGGCAUGGUGGGAACCCAAAGGGUAACAUCAGGACCCGUGCUCAAGGCACUUGCUACUCUCAAGUCAGCUCGGGCAGAAGCUUUUCAUGAUGCGGAUAGACGUCGCAUCAUGAAUCACAUUGCCUACAACUACCUUGCCGACAAGGAGGAACAAUCUCCAGCCGAAGAUCAGAAAACAGAAUGCAUUCAAGAACAUGAAGGUGAACACGAAUUGAUUGGCUUGGAAAAACAAAAUGGAAAACUGGUUCUUUCCAGUGGACUAGAAAGUUCCGACCGUCGGCGGCUUAACGGGAAACCAGACUACGUGCACGAAUACAACCUUACCAGCAGAGGCGAGCAAGCAGAGAGGUUUAAGAUGCUGGAUGAGAGCAUCUUUGUAGAGUGCAGCAAGGCACUGGAACGGCGAGGCGCACCGCCUCCCAAGGGUUUCUUUUGCCGGCAUCAGAAUGAAAAGAAUGGCAAUGGAUUAACCAAAGUGGCAACCAGAGACUUUCGGAAAUGGGAGAGUGGUCUGACACUUUGUCAAAUCCGAAGCCUUGAGGUACUGCUGAGGGCAGCUUUCGAGCAGUCGAAGAUUGUCGUCGAUGGAAAAGAACUUGAGUGGAAAGAUUGCACCAGCCGGCACCUUUUUUCAACCGAAGUACAAAAGGAAGCAAUUGAUGGAAACCAUCAUUGGGAGGGACUUGCUGCUGCCUUUAUGCCCCAAAACGCAACGUAUGCCGAAUGCGUCAAUCAACACCCAACGAUUCCGGAAUUCUAUGUCAUCAAUUCGUGGGAAACGGCGCUUGUGGACGUCUUCAAAGCUAUAGAAUGGCAUGCUGAAGCACUUGGACUAUCAGAUCGGACAAUCUACUAUAUCCAUGGCUUUAGUCUGCUCAGCGUAGAAGACGAUCCUGGUGAAGCCAGACUCGGUUACACCGAAGACAUUAUGCCUUUCACCACGGAGGGCGUCCUCUUGCUUGCCAAUGAACGCUUGAGCAAACGGUGGAGUGAGGACAGAGCAAAACAAUCCUUGUGGUGCUUUUAUGAGCUAUGGUCUGCAGACCAGUUCGGGUUGCCUUGGGACAUUGCUUGCAGCUCUGGAAUUUUGGCUACCACCCGGCCCUUUGCUAACUCCAAGUGGGAAGUGGGAACCUUUAACCCGAAGAUUGCCGAGAACUUGGCAAGGAUGAGCUUUGACGCAGAGAUGGCUUGGGCUCAUUCACAAGAUCGUGCUAUGAUUCUUGAUCGCAUACAAUCUUCCCCCGGCGGCAUUCCAAAAUUCAACGAGACGGUGACGGCGCGGUUGUCAAUGCGAAUGCUGGCGCCCUAUAUGCGACACGCUGCUUACAUGGACAAUGGCAUGGCCUCGCUGGAAGCACUCAACGAAGCUUUGAGAUUGCUGGCAAAACACCGUUGCAAAUUCUAUCUCAAUUUACUGACAUUCCGGGGUGGCUUUGGGGAGAGUCCACUUCACAUUUUGGCUGCGAGACGGGAUCUUGGCAAACCAGGCUUCUCCGAUGGUCAUGCAACAAUGCUGGCGCUGAUACAUGCUGGGUUUAACGUCAAUGAUCAAUGCGACGAGGGCGAGACGCCCCUACAUUGGGCGGCGUUUGCAGGUGCAGAAUGGACGACAACAUUCCUUUUGAGACACGGGGCCAACCCCAUGAUCGCCAGCUUCACCGGUGAGCUGCCAUUGCAAGUAGCACAAGCACGUCCUGCCGAGUUUCUACACAAGGACGCGUCGCGUAGCUUGGAGAUGAUGUUGCAAGCCGCCAUGCUUCCGUGGCAGAACAAAUAA
This is a messenger RNA of Seminavis robusta, 2601 nucleotides long. Lineage: Eukaryota; Bacillariophyta; Bacillariophyceae; Naviculales; Naviculaceae. The record is from the annotation of a GenBank genome assembly.